This is a messenger RNA of Brettanomyces nanus, 1341 nucleotides long. RefSeq lists its product as uncharacterized. The transcript has a single exon. Gene Ontology annotation, molecular function: metal ion binding; metalloendopeptidase activity. Gene Ontology annotation, cellular component: mitochondrion. Bases 1 to 1341 code for a protein of 446 amino acids. Gene Ontology annotation, biological process: aerobic respiration. The record is from RefSeq and is a predicted model, not a curated record. NCBI's taxonomy places the organism in Eukaryota, Fungi, Ascomycota, Pichiomycetes, Pichiales, Pichiaceae.
AUGCUCUCUAGAAGACUGUUCUCCACAUCGACUGCCAAAUUGGCUCGGGCUGAAGUCACCAAGCUUUCUAAUGGCCUCACUAUUAUCACCAAGCCUACCAACUCUAAGCUCUCUUCCAUUGGUGUCUACUUGAACUCUGGCUCUAGAGCAGAAAACCCUUACAACUCCGGUGUUUCGACUUUGACUGGUAAUGUGCUCAAAAACUCUUCCAUUGCUAGGAAGGCCUUACUCUCUUCGGGCAUUAAGGUGUCUUCCACCAACGAUAAGGAGCUUUCUGGUAUUGCCGUUGCUUCUUUCGUUCCCGGUAAUUUUAAAGAUGCAUCUUCAACUCUUGAAACUCUUUUGAAAGAUUCUUCUAAGUUGGUUGCUGAUGAAUUCACCGUCAAGGAGGAAGCUGCUAAAACUGCUGCUCUUGCCGAUGAGUUUGAAGAGGUUCCUGACAAGAUGGUCGUUGAACAUAUGACUGCUACCGCUUUCCAAGGUACCACUUUGGCUUUACCAACUUUUGGCAAAGCUGAGACUUUGUCUACCCUUCAGGCUGUUGAUUUGCAGGACUUUUUAGGCAAAAAUCUUCUUUCUUCCAAUGUCGCAUUGGUUGGAUAUGGUUCUGAUAUCGAUCAUGAUGCACUCGUCAAGGUGGCUUCCAAGCUAGCCAUUCCAUCAGGUGCAAGACUUGCCUUUUCUCCAACUUCGUUUCUUGGUUCUGAUGUUAGAAUGAGAGACGACAAUAUGCCAAAGGCUUAUGUUGCCAUCUCUGCCAAGAUUCCUGGUGCUCGUUCUGAACACGACUUUUACACUGGACUUGUUGCUGCCCACAUCAAUGGUCAAUUUCUUGGUGCAGACUCCCUUUACACAUCUUUCGAGGGAUCCAAAUUGUCCCAGUUGGUAGCCAGUAAUGGCUUGGGUGAUUACUACAACCACUUUCAGUUGGCUUACUCUGACAUUGGCCUCUGGGGUGUUUAUAUGUCUUCCCCAGCAAUCAGCUACCUUGAUGAAUAUGUCCAUUUCGUUUUAAAGAGCUGGAACAGAUUCUCUGCUGGUACUGUCACCGAUGCCGAGUUGCAGAAGGGUAAACAGGAGCUGAAGCUUGCCCUUACCGGUAGUAACGCUUCGGCUGCUGAACAGACUAAGGCUCUUGCCUUGGAAUACUUUGCCAGAGGUUUCUUACCUUCCGAUGAGGAGAUUCUUCAGUCCAUUGAUACUGUUUCCCACAAGGACUUGGUCAACUGGGCCCAGAAAUACUUGUACGACCAGGAUAUUGCUCUUGCUGCUUCUGGCCAGAUUGAAGACGUCUUUGACUACGGCAGAAUUAGAAACGACAUGUCUAUGAUGAGAUGGUGA